AUGUCGCCGCUAUCUAUUAGCGACGAGUUUGCACAAUACUAUGGAGACCUGUACAACCUCCGUAAUGACGCAACCAUAACCACCCCGACAGAUACCGAGAUAGAGACUUACCUAAACAAACUCAACCUUCCGACCCUGACAACUCAACAGAAAGAAACACUCACCCGACCAGUCACCGCAGAGGAG
This is a messenger RNA of Pelobates cultripes (western spadefoot toad), 186 nucleotides long. The record is from the annotation of a GenBank genome assembly. NCBI's taxonomy places the organism in Eukaryota, Metazoa, Chordata, Amphibia, Anura, Pelobatidae.